Colletotrichum spaethianum is the source of this 192-nucleotide messenger RNA. RefSeq lists its product as uncharacterized. NCBI's taxonomy places the organism in Eukaryota, Fungi, Ascomycota, Sordariomycetes, Glomerellales, Glomerellaceae. The transcript has a single exon. The record is from RefSeq and is a predicted model, not a curated record. The coding region runs from base 1 to 192 and encodes 63 amino acids.
AUGAUGAACAUCUACAAGGUCCUCUGGGCAAUCUCCCAGCUUGGGGACGAUAUGUGGUCCGCGGCCGUCAAACACGCCGAAACGACCCAGAGCAUCACACCCGACCAGACUUCUCGACCUUCAAUGUGUUCCGCGUUCUCCGAACUUGUGAAAACUGGAAUCCCCAGAAAUUUCAAGAUUGAUCGCAUAUGA